AUGGCUGAAAAGUUGUUAAUAAGAGCACUGCAGGGUGGUAAAAGCACUAAAAUUGUCACCUUAAACGGAAAGAAGAUGACAAAGAUGCCCUCAGUGUUAGGAAACCUGCCUGGGCUGAAGACACUGCGCCUUCAGAAUAACCUAAUCCCCUACGUGUGCCCAGAGAUAAGCGCCUUGACCCAGUUGACGGCACUAAAUCUGGGAAACAACCUUUUAGAAGAAGUUCCAGAGGAGAUGAAAUACCUUACAUCUUUGAAGACACUCCAUUUGUUUGGAAAUAGGAUUCACAGGUUUGCAUCCGGAGCAUGUGAUGGCUUACAAAACUUGAUCCUGCUUAAUCUGAACAACAACCAGCUCACAUGGAUUCCUCAGGAAGUCAGCAGAUUAAGAAGCCUUACAUAUUUGAGUGUAAAUCAUAACCAGCUAGCCAGCAUUCCUAGGGAACUCUGUUUCCUUAAGAAUCUUUCUGAACUUCAGCUUAACUACAAUCAGCUCGUUUGCAUACCCGAAGAGAUUAAGUUUUUGAAGAAGCUCCAGAAGCUUCUUCUGGUCCGGAACAACAUUGAAUCUUUGCCAGAGGGACUUUGUGAUCUUCUAAACCUAAAAAUCCUAGACAUAGCUGGAAAUGUUAUUCAAAUAUUUCCACCAGGAUUUCAAAAUCUGAAGCUGAGAGAGUUCUACUGUGAGGGAAACCCACUGUUCCUGAAGAAGCCGGUUCAUGCUGUCAAGCAGGAGGACAUCUGGAGUUUACAGGAAAUAACGUCAAGAUUUAUAAUGAAUCAGCUAGCAGAAAAGAAUCAUUUCCUAACGCGAGCCAUAGAAUGGUACCCGCAAGUCAGGAGCAUGAUCUCUCAGGGAAGGAAAUGUGCAAUAUGUGGAAGGUCCUUUUUAACCAUAUGGCUGGAAUGCGUUGAAUUUUUUCCUCCAUCAAAGAACUGGAAAAUAAGCAGAAAUCUACAGCUGGUCCCUCUUCGAAUAUUAAUUUGUUCUUAUAAAUGUUUUGAUCAACGUGGCCCUAACCUCUUUGGAAUUGCUCAAGUGUAG
This is a messenger RNA of Camelus dromedarius (Arabian camel), 1044 nucleotides long. RefSeq names its product leucine rich repeat containing 69 (gene LRRC69). Gene Ontology annotation, molecular function: protein binding. The record is from RefSeq and is a predicted model, not a curated record. NCBI's taxonomy places the organism in Eukaryota, Metazoa, Chordata, Mammalia, Artiodactyla, Camelidae. The transcript has 8 exons. The coding region runs from base 1 to 1044 and encodes 347 amino acids.